AGAUAAAAGAUAACCAGAUGAACAUUCAAUCACAGACGAGAAUAAAUCGCGAAUUUACCUGAUUACUUGCGAAAAUUUCUUCAAAACCUCCUACCACAAUUUCACAAAGACAAAGUAAAAAGUGACACAACUUGUGACUUUUAUGCGUGAAUCGGUUUCUCUGGGAACCCCAGUUUCAGAGGUUCGAGAACGAGAAUCGAGAUGAAAAUCGUUGCGUUCGGAAAUCCGUUGUUGGAUACGACGAUAUUUAUCGAAAACGGAAUUCUGUUCGAAAAAUAUAACUUAGAAGAGGACGGUCAGAAAGAAAUCUCCGAAAAUGAAAUGGAAAAUCUCAACAGAGAUAUAUCAGGAAGUACCCAAUACAACACAGCUGGCGGAUGUGCCCAAAAUUCUCUAAGAGUAUUGCAGUGGCUGACCAAGAAACAGUGUGAAGCGACAAUUUUUGGGUCAGUAGGAAAUGACAAGGAAGCAGUUCUUCUGAAAAAACUGUUGCACGAUGAUGGAGUUGAAACACGAUAUAUUGUACAAAAUAAUUUGAGAACAGGCAAGACAAUCGCACUUAUUAAAGGCCAGAGCAGAUCUCUGGUAGCUUAUAUAGGAGCAGCUGAAAAGCUUCCCUUGGAGGACCUUCUCGCCAACAAAAACUUUCACGCUAAAGUGAAAUCUUGCGAUUUGGUUUAUAUCGAAGGGUUUUUUCUCACAAACCGAACCGAAACGGCAAGAUACAUCCUGGAUUUUUGCAACAGGCAAAACUUAAUAGUAGCAUUCAAUAUUUCUGGGGAAUACAUAUGUGAUUUGCUGCCUGACACUGUGAGACACUGCAUCGAACAUUCUGACAUCGUUUUUGGAAACAAAAGGGAGUUUGAGGCUAUCAGAAAGGUUAUGAAGUUGGACAGUAUCGAAGAUCUGACAAGCCGUUUGACUAAAAACGGUCUAGGCAGAAUAAAGGAGCACGGAAACAUAAUAGUAAUCACAGACGGUCCAAAAAGUGGGACUUGUGUUUCUAGAGAACGUGCGUUCAAGUUUGAAGUACCGAAAAUUCUUGAACAUGAGUUCAGAGACACGACUGGCGCCGGAGACGCAUUUACGGGAGGGUUUAUAGCGGGUUUUUGUAGUAAUAAAGGCUUGUCAGAGUGCGCUAGAAUAGGCUGCUAUGCAGCUAACCAGAUCAUCAGGCAAGUGGGAUGUUCCUUGCCUGAGUUUACGCCAAAUAUACUCGAUUUCAGUAAUAGUUCCAGUUAAUGUAAUCCUUUAGAUGCAUUUAUUUAUUAUAACUCAGUUGUUCAAGUGA
Leptinotarsa decemlineata (Colorado potato beetle) is the source of this 1291-nucleotide messenger RNA. RefSeq lists its product as uncharacterized. Gene Ontology annotation, biological process: purine ribonucleoside salvage; purine nucleobase metabolic process. The record is from RefSeq and is a predicted model, not a curated record. Gene Ontology annotation, molecular function: adenosine kinase activity. NCBI's taxonomy places the organism in Eukaryota, Metazoa, Arthropoda, Insecta, Coleoptera, Chrysomelidae. Gene Ontology annotation, cellular component: nucleus; cytosol.